This is a messenger RNA of Oncorhynchus tshawytscha (Chinook salmon), 2485 nucleotides long. Its product is annotated as G-protein coupled estrogen receptor 1. Gene Ontology annotation, cellular component: membrane. NCBI's taxonomy places the organism in Eukaryota, Metazoa, Chordata, Actinopteri, Salmoniformes, Salmonidae. Gene Ontology annotation, molecular function: G protein-coupled receptor activity; nuclear estrogen receptor activity. The record is from RefSeq and is a predicted model, not a curated record. Bases 676 to 1782 code for a protein of 368 amino acids. The transcript is spliced from 2 exons. Gene Ontology annotation, biological process: G protein-coupled receptor signaling pathway; cellular response to estradiol stimulus.
CAAAGCAAGUUUCAUGAGGGAGGAGGUCUAGUGAUCAGCUCCCGCGUUUGCUUGAGCGCUCUGUCCUCCUCUUCUUCUGGCUCCUCUUUCUCUCUCCCUCUCUCCCUGGGUUGGGGUGAACAGCAGGUGGCGCAGGCAGUGAGUGCAGACUCAGCUGGACACGGGGAUUAGAAAUCGGUGACACUCCGCUGACAUCUGCACUGGAGCUUCACACUGGAUGGACAACAAGCCCACCACGGAAAACUCAGGUGUCACAGCAAUAGCGUCACAGGCUGAGGUUGGGUGAAUAAACAUGCACAUGGACUGGAUGAGACAAGCCAGCACUGGAAUCAGAACGUGUGAGAAACAAACGGCUCAGAAAAAGAGAAAGAAGCAAAGUCCCUAAGUACAUGUUGGUCCUCAGGUGGGACCACACGGAUCAUGUAAGCCCAAGCAGCCUCUGCCGAUAAGAAGGGGUGAUACCAAAACAUGGAGGUGCUGCUCUGUGUCUGUGCCCUCUGUCAUCUAUUGCUAGGCAAACCUUGAUAUCAACAUGGGGUCAGACAACCCUUAAAACUAUGUAUAUAUUUAUAAGAACUGACUUCUGUCAGCAUGCAAAUGGAGCAUAGAUGAGAGAACCUUUUGAGACAGAGAAUCGGGCACUGACACGAUUGAAGUAUGUAGGCUAUAUGACCUAUGAUUCAGGACCUUCGAAGCAAAGACACAGGCAGUAUGGAAGUGCAGACCACCUCUCUGGUUCAGGUAUAUGUCAACGGUACGGAGCAACUAAACACCUCAUACGACUACAACGUCACGGACGCGUCUGAGAACCCAGACACCUAUCAGUUCUACACCAUCGGCCUCUUCCUCUCCUGCCUCUACACCAUCCUCCUCUUUCCCAUCGGCUUCAUUGGGAAUAUACUCAUCCUGGUGGUCAACCUCAACCACAGGGAGAAGAUGACCAUCCCGGACCUCUACUUUGUCAACCUGGCGGUCGCAGACCUCAUCCUGGUAGCAGACUCCCUCAUCGAGGUCUUCAACCUCAAUGAGAAGUACUAUGAGUACGCUGUUCUGUGUACCUUCAUGUCCUUAUUCCUGCAGGUCAACAUGUACAGCAGCAUCUUUUUCCUGACAUGGAUGAGCUUUGACCGCUACGUGGCUCUGGCCAGCUCCAUGAGCAGCAGUCCUUUGAGGACCAUGCAGCAUGCCAAGCUCAGCUGCAGCCUCAUCUGGAUGGCCUCCAUCCUGGCUACGCUGCUCCCCUUCACCAUUGUCCAGACCCAGCACCGCGGCGAGGUGCACUUCUGCUUCGCCAAUGUCUUUGAGAUCCAGUGGUUAGAGGUGACCAUCGGCUUCCUGGUGCCCUUCUCCGUCAUCGGCCUGUGCUACUCGCUGAUCGUGCGUAUCUUGAUGCGGGCGCAGAAGCACCGGGGCCUGUGGCCUCGCAGACAGAAGGCCCUGAGGAUGAUCGGGGUGGUGGUGCUGGUGUUCUUCAUCUGCUGGCUGCCUGAGAACAUCUUCAUCAGCAUCCAGCUGCUGCAUGGCACGGACGACCCGGCCCAGCGCAGCACCUUCAGCGGCCACCUGUGGCACGACUACCCGCUAACGGGCCACAUCGUCAACCUGGCCGCCUUCUCCAACAGCUGCCUCAACCCCAUCAUCUACAGCUUCCUGGGGGAGACCUUCAGGGACAAGCUAAGACUCUUCAUCAAGCAGAAGGCCAGCUGGUCCGUGCUCUACCGCUUCUGCCACCACACCCUAGAUUUACACAUACCUGUGAGGAGUGAGGUGUCGGAGGUGUAAUGCUGCAGGAUCAGCAACAUGUUUGAAUGAAAGGUUAGGAUGUAACAGAAGUCCAGGGGGGAGGAAGAGCUAUGUGCUGCUGUGUCUACCCAGCAGGAUCCUGGGAAUUGUCUUCAUGACACCCUCAAAGGCUUCCAGAAUUCAGCUUCUUAUAGGUGGUAGAGAUACCAUGGAGGAAAAGCUAGAAACUGACCAUGAGGCUGCCAUUUUGUCCCCUGUAAGUGCGGGUGGAGAAUGCACUGUGUAUCUACAUGUAUCUACACUGUGUAUCUAAUAAUGAGAUCUGGGUAUUAAAUACACAUUUGGAAAAUGGAGAAGGCAAAUUGAUGAAAAUACCAGGUUUGGUGUUCUUUCAAUGUCUUCUCUUCGCUCAUGAAACCGCAGCAAUCUACUCAGAGAAAUGGCGGUGAGGGAACAAAUUAAAACAGACACAUCAAAGGGACCAGUGACUUGCUUCUCCUUGACCCCAGUGUGGUUAUUGUAACACUGUAUACUGCUCAGAACUGUUUGGGUAACCCAUAAGACCGCUAGACAAACCUGUUGUCGGCUCGUUUUUUUGAUGUACUGACAAUGCCACUGUAUUGUAAGUAGAUGUCCUUUUCUUUGAUUUGAUUUGAUUUGAUUCUUUGUUUGCCUGUGCAAAGCAAUUGUCCACUAACACCACUUUUAUUUAAAUAAAUAAAAAUAAAUGUUUUUUUUUUUU